UGUAUCAACAAUAUGGCUGCCUUCUGUAAAGGCAGGUACCGGUUUCGAAAGACGGUGUUUGGGCAUAUUUUAAGUCGAAACUUAGCAGGAAAAUAUGACUAUGACCUUGUGGUUGUCGGUGGGGGGUCCGGAGGCUUGGCAUGUUCAAAAGAAGCGGCUCAACUUGGGAAGAGAGUUGCUGUGCUGGAUUAUGUAGAGCCAUCCCCUAAAGGCACAAAGUGGGGUCUGGGUGGUACCUGUGUGAAUGUGGGCUGCAUCCCCAAAAAGCUCAUGCACCAGUCUGCCCUGCUGGGGGGAGCAGUGAAAGAUGCAGCCAAGUAUGGCUGGAGCAUCCCCGACAAGGUGUCCCAUGACUGGACAUCCAUGAGCUCUGCUGUACAGAACCAUGUCAAAUCUUUAAACUGGGGACACCGUGUCCAGUUGCAGGACAAGAAAGUGAAGUAUUUAAACCUGAAAGGUAGACUGAUGGAUGAACAUACCAUUGUAGGAACAAACAGGGCUGGGAAGGAGACAGUUCUGACCGCAGAGAACAUCGUCAUAGCAACUGGAGGGCGGCCAAAGUACCCGGCGCAUAUCCCAGGCGCGAUGGAGCACGGCAUCACGAGCGAUGACAUCUUCUGGAUGAACAAGUCUCCUGGAAAGACGCUUGUCGUUGGUGCCAGCUAUGUGGCCCUGGAGUGUGCUGGUUUUCUGACAGGCAUUGGGCUCGACACCACCAUCAUGGUGCGCAGCAUAGCCCUGCGUGGAUUUGACCAGCAGAUGGCUGGCCUGGUAACGGCCCACAUGGCUUCACAUGGCACCCAGUUCCUGUGGCGCUGCAUCCCCAAGAAAGUGGAGAAGCUGCCAUCGGGGGCCCUACAGGUCACAUGGGCAGACACAAACUCCCAGUGCGAGGAACAGGCCACGUUUGACACCGUAUUGUGGGCUGUAGGGAGAGCCCCUGAAACCAGGAGUCUUAACCUGGAAGGGGUCGGUGUGGCACACAAUAAGGAUACGGGCAAAAUAAUUGUGACUGAGGACGAGGCGACGUCUGUAGAACACAUCUACGCUAUCGGCGACAUUGGGGAGGGCCGUCCUGAGUUAACCCCCACCGCCAUCAAGGCCGGGAGGCUGCUUGCCCGCAGGCUGGCCGGCAUCUCCUCGGAGCUCAUGAACUACCACAACGUGCCUACCACAGUGUUCACCCCUCUGGAGUACGGAUGCGUGGGGCUGUCCGAGGAGGAGGCCGAGAGACGGCAUGGGAAGGACGGUAUCGAGGUGUACCAUGCCUUCUACAAGCCUCUGGAGUUCACAGUAGCUGAAAGAGAUGCCAGUCAGUGUUACAUCAAGGUGGUGUGCAAGCGUGACGGAGACAGGCGCAUCCUGGGCCUGCAUUUCACCGGACCCAGUGCAGGAGAAGUCGUGCAGGGCUUUGCUCUUGGAUUUCAGUGUGGGGCCACCUACUCAGAUCUGCUGGCUACAGUGGGCAUCCACCCGACCUGCGCGGAGGAGCUCACCAAGCUGCACAUAACCAAGCGUUCAGGCCUGGAUGCCACAGUGACAGGUUGCUGAGGUUAAGCCCUGUCCCUGAAACUCUGGGGUGCACAGGAUGCUUGGGACAGCUGGUCACGGGGUCUUGCUCGGCUGUGUCUUCUUCCUGAUCGCCAGCGCUCUUAACACUUGUCCUGUCCCUGUCCACUGUCAGUGAUGAACACUGGCAUCAUUCACCUUCCUUUGUGCUUCCUUCCCAUCCUCUACCUGUGGUUUACACCUCCUGAAAAGUCACGUGAAGGUGAGGGUGGUUUCCGCUUUGCAUUUCCCCAACGAGUGCUGUAUUCAGUGCAGGGGCAGCCAGUGCGUUUCACACGUCCGCAGUCCUGAGCAAAGUAUCACGCACAAAUUAUUAAAUAAACAUAGCACUGAAUCACGAUUAACAGCUGCUGCAGCUUGUUGAAAAUGGAGUACAAAAAUCCCAGCCUAAUGUUUUCUAAAGGUAUUUUCAGCCAAUAUUGUUGUUUCUCCAGCUGUGCUUCCUGCCCAUUAGUCUUGGGGUUGCCACACUCGGCGUCUGUGACACUGAUGAAUGGGAAGGAGUCGUCGCCAGUAACUGCCCUGUUUCUCAUGGACUCAGACCAACAUUGGACGAGCGGGCUGUCACUCAGCAGAGAGUCCAUAGCGGGCAGAGGGUCUGCUUGUUUUGGUAUAGCCUCCUGCUGCUGCUCUAGUACAGUCACAGGGGCCUUGCAAUAACAGCGGCCAGUCCCCGUGGUGCUGCUCCCCAGUAACUCGAUAGAAAUUUGGAUUUCGCUCUGCAACUUGUGGAGAAGGCACUGGUGGGAAUCGUGCACGGUACAGACUUGAGACACCAGGUGGUGCUGUUGCCUACUUUUUAGACACUGUGCAGGAACAUUCAGAUGGACAUAUCUUGGCUUACUGUAAUGUAAACAAUUUGCUGCCUUUUAGAAAUAAAAGUAUUACAGAGUCUAUGUGGAGAUGGGUAUUGGCGCAUCUGAUGAAUGGAAGGAAGGCAUGAUGGCAGAAUGCCAGCGACAGAUUUUGGAGGUAUUAUUUAUCUUCUUUUUGUGCGAGUCAGUGGAUUAAACAUUAUAUGUUGUGUCACAGUGUGCAUCCUAGAGGCCCCCAGAGGAAUGCUGGAAGUUGUGGACAGGGCUGGACAUGGGGGGGAUCGAAAAGGAAAGGAGCCGUUUAUUUGCGUUUGAAGUCUAAUCUGCAGGCACUGAUUAAUGACGCUGGCGAGAGGAGUGACAGCGGCCGGGGAGGGCUCGCCACCAGGUUUAUUUGUACCUGGGGCGGCUGGAGUGGGUGCGGGGAAGGGUGAGCAAGGCCGAGGGAGGGGGGCGCUGGCCUAGCAGAGAUUCCUGUGCGCUCCAUUCAGGGACGAGGUGCUGAUGGAGGAACUCUGACCCCCCCCCAAUAGUCUGUGGUAGGAACAGCUUGACUCCAUCACCCCCUUAGCGAAGUAUGUGCGCACACACAUACACACACGCAAACAGUAAUGGCAGGACUGCGAAGUUCCAGGAACCCACAGCAGGGUGGCGGGACUCUUCCGCUCAAUUGGCCCUGGCUCACAGCACUGGCUUCAGAGGAGGAGGUGACCAAGCACACACUGCUGUGGACUCUUGCUGUUAGCACCCCUGUCUGACAGGUUCUUGCAUCACGUUUGUGUCCCUCGAGGAUUCUUUCGCUUCACAAGCGAAACCGGCGUCCAUAGGAGUGUCCAUGUACGCACAAUUGUCCUCACUUUUGUUAAGCACCUGGAACCAGCCUUUGAUUUGGCUCCAGCCUUCAAUGCUCCUUACACAGUACUGUUGGGGGUCAGAGGUCACCUUCCAGGAGACCAGAUCAUGAUGACUUGUGCUAAAACCCACAGUGGAACGCACAAGUUUGAUCUCACCUGGUAACCGACUUUAUUACUUUAGUCCUAAUGUUAAUUUGAUUUUCAAAGUCUACUGAUUUAUACAGAUUUAUUUAUGUAUAAAAUAAUGAAAAUGUGAAUAAACUGUUGGUAAUGUCAA
Scleropages formosus (Asian bonytongue) is the source of this 3515-nucleotide messenger RNA. RefSeq names its product thioredoxin reductase 2, tandem duplicate 2 (gene txnrd2.2). Gene Ontology annotation, biological process: cell redox homeostasis; glutathione metabolic process; cellular response to oxidative stress. The record is from RefSeq and is a predicted model, not a curated record. Gene Ontology annotation, molecular function: flavin adenine dinucleotide binding; glutathione-disulfide reductase (NADPH) activity; thioredoxin-disulfide reductase (NADPH) activity. The transcript is spliced from 17 exons. Gene Ontology annotation, cellular component: cytosol; mitochondrion. Bases 13 to 1551 code for a protein of 512 amino acids. Lineage: Eukaryota; Metazoa; Chordata; Actinopteri; Osteoglossiformes; Osteoglossidae.